AUGGCGAAGCGGUUGAUUCCGGCCUUGAAUCGGAUUUUGGUCGAGAAGAUUGUUGCUCCUUCCAAAACAGCCGGCGGCAUCCUUCUCCCGGAGAAAACCUCCAAGCUGAACUCUGGCAAAGUAGUUGCUGUGGGUCCUGGACUUCGUGACAAGAAUGGAAACCAUAUCCCUGUAGCUGUGAAGGAAGGAGACACCGUUCUUUUGCCCGACUAUGGUGGCAUGGAAGUGAAGCUUGCUGAUAAAGAGUAUCAUCUCUACCGGGACGAGGAUAUCCUUGGAACUCUUCACGAGUGA
Linum trigynum is the source of this 294-nucleotide messenger RNA. NCBI's taxonomy places the organism in Eukaryota, Viridiplantae, Streptophyta, Magnoliopsida, Malpighiales, Linaceae. The record is from the annotation of a GenBank genome assembly.